This is a messenger RNA of Trametes versicolor FP-101664 SS1, 701 nucleotides long. RefSeq lists its product as uncharacterized. The record is from RefSeq and is a predicted model, not a curated record. The coding region runs from base 1 to 456 and encodes 151 amino acids. NCBI's taxonomy places the organism in Eukaryota, Fungi, Basidiomycota, Agaricomycetes, Polyporales, Polyporaceae. The transcript has a single exon.
AUGUACCCCCCGUCCUCGCCGCACGACCUGAGCGCGUACCUGCAGAGCUCGCCCGCGGACGCGCUCUCCGUGUACUCCAACCCGCGCUCGAACUCGUCCGACGUCUCCGCGCCCAUCACGCCGCUCUCGCUCUCCGACAGCGGGAGCAUGUUCGAUGGCAUGCCGUCCGAGCUCGCGUACCCCGCGUUCGAGUCCGUGUUCGCGCACGCGACAUCCGCCGAGCCCGAGGCGGCCGACGCUGCGUCGGGCUUUGGCGAGCAUUCCUACCUCGCGGACGGUAUGCAGACGUAUGGCGAUAUGGAGGACGCGCUCCGCCCCAAGAGCGCGCCUGAGCCGCUUGGCGCGAGCUGGGACGUGUCUAUGGAUGACGACGAGACGCCGCGUGCGGACAACGAGCGCAAGUUGUCGCAUGUUGGACGCCUCAUGGCGGACAUGACGGACAUCGUGCUCGCAUAGCAGGAGCUUACGGGGUCGCUUUAAGUCCCAAUUAGAUGUCUGAUCCCUCUACCUUAUCACCUACAUUACUGUACUCCAUUUCGUGCUUCAUCCUGUUGUAUCCAUUACUCUGCUCGCCGCAUCCCGCUGUAUCCAAUAGUCCCGCUCCAAUCUUUCGCUGCUCUGUAUCACAUAGAAAUCACAUCGCUUUACUCCAACUUCGUCCGCCCGCCUCUAGCCAGUCACCCACCGCCCGCAGCGCACCU